AUGCUCGGUGUGGUGGUGGAGAAUGAAGCCAAAACACAAAAAGAUCAAACAGUCUGCAUUCCCAUGAUGUCUGGGAUCGUCCUUGGCAUGAAUUGUUCAGUGCGUUUGGGCGGGAGGAGAGGGCGUGUAGAGCUGUGCGUGUGCGUAAAAGCCAUGUGCUCGACCAGGCACUUCUCACAACCGGACCAAACAGCCCUCCUCCAUUCAACUGUCAACAUGCUGGUUUUACGCAGCGCCUUCCCUUGGAUAGUGGUGUCCAUCCUCGCUCUCCUCUCCCUGUGCUCCGGGGCCCGUGAUAGACCCCGGUCCAAGGGGGUGACCCGGGCCCCGCGGGGGAGUGGGGAGGCAUCGAGUCGGGGCAAGUUCAAUCUAAAGAACGGCAUGCAGUGCUCGUGGGUCACCAAAGACGUGAGCCGUGGAGUGAAGAUGACUGUGAAAUGCCAGGAUCCACAGGCGCGCGUCACUGGAGGAGUGACGGAUGUAGAGUGCGCGUACAACGCCAAGCCUCAGAGCUGCCCGGGCUACCAGUCCAACCCCAAGGCGUACUACAAGCAGGUGUCCCGCGCACUCAAGAAGCUGCAGGGGGGUCUGUGUCAAGACGAGCGCGCUCUGGUGAAAGUUGGGAUGUGCAAGCGCGCACCGAGAGACGCGCAUUUCAAACUGGACAGAAGCACUUCAGUCUUUGCAGCUCAGUCCGGUGUUGACCCCAGUCCGCAUCCCAAGAACCCCUCCACCAUCAGCACCACCACUCGCAGGUCCGCCACCCCGACUCCUCCCGCGGGGGUAGACCGUGUGACCCCCACGGAUUGCAAAAGACGCGCAGACCACCGCACAGUGGCGCAGGAGUACUGCAACAGCUCCUGGGCCAGCGUGUGCUCCUUCUUCUUUUCCAUGUUACAAAGUGAAGACUGUUAG
Messenger RNA from Knipowitschia caucasica, 915 nucleotides. Lineage: Eukaryota; Metazoa; Chordata; Actinopteri; Gobiiformes; Gobiidae. The record is from the annotation of a GenBank genome assembly.